Entrophospora sp. SA101 is the source of this 1401-nucleotide messenger RNA. Lineage: Eukaryota; Fungi; Glomeromycota; Glomeromycetes; Entrophosporales; Entrophosporaceae. The record is from the annotation of a GenBank genome assembly.
AUGCAAGGUUCUUUAUUAAGUAAAUUUUCAGAUAGAACCACAAAAAAUUAUUAUUAUUCUGAUUCAGGAAAAAAAACAUCAACAUCACUGAAAACUAAGAUAAAUUAUCGGGGUGUUAAAGCAUUAAAAGAAAGAGAAUAUACCAUAAAUCCUGAUGAAAAAUUCUUAGCAUAUUACACUCACAGUGGAUAUCAUAAUCAACGCGUGGGCCUUGAGAAUGCAUUGUUGCUUGCAAAAAUAUUAAACCGUACACUACUAAUGCCACCUGCAUUGCUUGGAACACCGUUACCAUGGAUAAGAUUUGAUAAAAUGUAUGAAAGAUUGUUUCUAGCCACAAAAAAAGGGUUACAACAUUGUCCCAAAGUGCCAAGAGAUUUUCCACUUCCCGCUGAAUGCUUAAAUUAUUAUUCAUACACAAGAGUUUCAUGGGAUUUCCUGUUGGAGAUGGAGCCUAUUAGAGAGUCGCAGAAAAUAAUUGAUCGAUUUGACCAUUCAUAUGAAUGGAUUGAGGAGAAUCUUAAUUUGGAUAUUUCCAAAGAUGUACGUUUUAUUAGAGAUAACAAACUAUGGGAUUAUAGGAUAUUUGAUACAACAGGUAGUAGGAUAGAUGAUAGUAAUAAAUUUACAAGAUUCUUGUAUACUGACAAAUUGAAAGAAGACCCAAAGAAAUUGAUACAUUUUGGAUCGUUAUUUGGAUCAUUGAGGGUUGUACCAGAGAAACCUUCCAAUAUGCAAUAUCUUAAAUUCAUUAGAAAACAUUUAGUACCGAAUAAUGAAUUAGUAUUGAAAGCAACAGAAAGUAUAGUAAACAAAUUGGGAGGUGUGGGUAAUUUUAUAGGACUGCAUAUACGAGCAACAGAUGGGUUUUUCAUGAAAUAUGCAAGAUUAAAUAUUGAUCACAUUUACCAUAAUUUAACAAACACGUUUACUAAACUUACACCAGAAGAAAUAGAUGUGUUGGAAGGUGGUACACACGAAAAAGAUAUUUUAAUAGAUGAGAGUGUAGACCUUGGUGAAUAUAAUCCUCAUGGUAAUAAAAACAAAGUUGCACAGAAAUCACUUCAUCCAAGUGAUUCUGGUGUAAAUACAGUGAUAUUUUUAGCAACGGAUAUCAAAUCACCAAGAUCCAAUCAUUUAUUAUUUAAAUUCUUUAAUACAUUUCCAUGUGUAUUUGUACUUGGAGAUUUUGAAGAAGAUUUAACAGAGAUCUUGAGAAUUAUGAAUUCAGAUGACUUGACACCAUUGGCAGACUAUCUUAUACCAAUGUUAGAUGCUUUAAUAUCAUCUGAAGGCCAUUCAUUUUAUGGAACAGGGAAAUCAACAUUUAGUAAAUAUAUAAAGGACACAUUAUACCCAAUUAGUAAAGGUCAAGAAUUAGAAAUCCCUUUAAAUUUUUAUUAA